AAGGCCCAGAGAAGUGCUUUCUCUAGGAGCUUCUACCGGUAGAUUUCCCAGCACAACUCCUAGGGUCAGCUUCUGGCAGAGUCAUGCUGGAGGACCUAGAAAUUCCUAGAGGGAACAUACUAAUCAAAACCAUGAAUAAUCUACUCUGCAAAAUUCAAAGCUGCAAAUAUGGAGGGAUGGCUGUAAAAAAAGAAUGCAAAGGUCUCAGUCACCCAUGUGGAUAAUUUUAGAUUUUGGAGCAUUUCAGGUUUUGAAAUUCUGGAUAAGGGAUACUCAGAUUUUAAGCGCAAAGUUUGGAGUAGGCAGCCAAAAAAAAAGAAAGGAUGCCUUCUUUCCUCAAGACACAUUUAGAUCAUAUUUAAGCCAUAAUGAUUCUCUUCUUUACAGAAAAACGAGUUUCCAACCUGAAUUUAAUUGUUUUCUUACUUCAUGAGAGGGUUCAUCAUAGCUCAUGCUUAAAGAGAUUUUGGUGUCUUGCAGGGUUUGGUAUCCUCAGUAAUUUUUCCAGCUUUUUGAGAGAGGGAUUGGUCAGAGAGAGAGAGAGAGAGAGAAACUCAUGACUGGUUAUCUGUCUGGGAGCAGAGACUGAAGACAGAAGAACAAGACUCGGGUUGAACAAGAACAAGUCCCUGAUUUAGAAAAGGCUGUGCUACCUUUCAGAAUUAGAGGAGGAUUCUGGCAGAGGAUCAUGAGGAAGAGCCUGAAAGAAGAUGUGUUUGGUUCAGAUGUCCAGCAACAGCGUUUCAGGCAGGUCUGCUAUGGAGAGGCUGAAGGACCUCGAAAGGUUUGCAACCAACUCCAUAGUCUUUGCUGUCAGUGGCUGAAACCAGAGCAAAACACAAAGACUGAGAUCCUGGACUUGGUGAUCUUGGAGCAAUUCCUGACUAUCCUUCCUCCAGAGAUGGAGAGCUGGGUGAGGGAAUGUGGGGCAGAGACCUGUUCCCAGGCGGUGGCCCUGGCAGAAGGUUUCCUCCUGAGCCAGGCAGAAGAGAGAAGUAAGAAAGAGCCACAGGACCUGUUAGCAGAAGAGGCCUCUGAAGGACAGAAGCCUUCCUCAGACUCUAGAGAGAGAACACGAUGCAGAUGGAUCAUGGAGGAGCAUGGCAGAGAUGCCACCUCAUGGGGAGAUGAAACAAGAAUACAUACAAGGCAUAUCAGCUCAUCGUUUAAAGCUGAGGUCCUGAGAAUACCUUCUGGAAGCCUGGACCAGGUGGCCUUGGGUGCGGUGAUGGUGUCUUUCAGCAAGGAAGAAUGGGCCCUGCUGGAUUUGGACCAAAGGGCCUUGUAUCAGGAAGUCAUGGAGGAGAAUUUGGAAAUGGUGACCUUACUGGGUAAGAUUCCCUCUUCCUUGAGGAUGAACAAAUCAGUUUCCAAAUGCUUAAAAAAUACUGUAGCCUUUACCAGCUAUGUUAGUUUCUGAAAUCAGACUCAUGUGUGCUGUAAAGUAGAGACUGCUCCCCCUCCAAAAACUAUCUCUCUUCUCUAACCUGCUUUGCCUCAUUUUACUUCUACAGUUUCCACUAAGGCUGUCAAGGCAGAAAAUAUGUUUGUGUCAGUGGAUCUAAAAACAUUUGUACCCUGGAGGUGAAGCUCUCAUCUUAUUCUUCUUUUCUCAUUUGGAUUUGCUUUUUGCAGAUUUUAUUUUUUCUUGGGCAUGAGUUUAUUAUUUCUCCCUGAUUUUGAGGGUGGGGGAUUAAUCUUUCUGAAGGGUUUAAUUUUUCUAGUGUGGAGUCUUAGAUAGUUCAGCUUUUCAAUUAAUUUUCUUUUCUUCUGUGGGCGAUUAGUCUUCAUGACUACAUCUUACAUUCUUUUCCCCCACUUCACACCCUGAGAUCUCCAG
Molecule: messenger RNA, 1840 nt
Organism: Sceloporus undulatus (fence lizard)
Lineage: Eukaryota; Metazoa; Chordata; Lepidosauria; Squamata; Phrynosomatidae
Product: zinc finger protein 213-like
Exons: 4
Coding region: 689-1420 (243 amino acids)
Biological process (GO): regulation of DNA-templated transcription
Source: RefSeq, a predicted model, not a curated record